Messenger RNA from Lytechinus variegatus (green sea urchin), 1232 nucleotides. RefSeq names its product polyadenylate-binding protein 2-like. The coding region runs from base 142 to 870 and encodes 242 amino acids. Gene Ontology annotation, molecular function: RNA binding. The transcript is spliced from 7 exons. Lineage: Eukaryota; Metazoa; Echinodermata; Echinoidea; Temnopleuroida; Toxopneustidae. The record is from RefSeq and is a predicted model, not a curated record.
AGUUCGAAGUGUUUUCUCACGCGUGGCUUCUUAUGCUUCAGUUCAAGCUGGUACGUAGAAUUUCAAGAAUUGACAGAUGUAUUUCGGUUUAUAGACAAUAACGUAGUGCUGUAGAAUAUAAGAUUUAGAAGGUACUGAGGCAUGGCAGAAUUGGAGACAAUGGCAGAAUAUGGGACUUACCUUCCUGAUGUGAGCGGAGGGGAGGAUUCACUUCUUUCACCAACAGAGACCGUUCCCUCACUGAAUUUAGAACAAACAGAUGAGAAUGCUGGAAUCGAAGAUGAGGAGCUAGAAGCCAUCAAAGCCCGUGUCCGUGAGAUGGAGGAGGAGGCCGAGAAGUUAAAAGAGAUGCAGAAUGAAGUGGAUAAACAGAUGAAUCUGAGUUCACCUCCUCCUGCCCAAGCAGUAACACAUCUAUCAAUGGAGGAGAAGGGAGAGGUUGAUGCAAGAUCAGUCUAUGUUGGAAAUGUGGAUUAUUCAGCUACUGCAGAGGAAUUAGAAAGUCACUUUCACGGAUGUGGAUCAAUUAACAGAGUCACCAUCCUUUGUGAUAAGUUUACCGGACAUCCUAAAGGUUAUGCCUAUGUAGAAUUUGUAGAAAAGGACUCUGUAGACACAGCCUGUACAUUGAAUUUAUCUCUCUUUAAGGGUAGACAGAUUAAGGUUAAUGCAAAGAGGACGAACCGCCCUGGCAUCAGUACCACGGAUCGUCCUCCACGUGGGGGGUUCGCCGGCCAGCGUGGCAGAGGUAGAGGGCGCUAUGGUCAGUCAGCAUUUGGAGGAGGAGGAGGGUACGGAGGAGGUGGAUUCUACAGGGCGCAGAGGCCCAGAUUUAGGAACCGUCGUUUCGUUCGAUAUUCUCCAUACUGAGGACCUGGGAGCAAAAAAGAAGAGCAAGAGAAAAAAAGGGGGCAUGCAAAUUUUUCUUUUAUAGUGAAGGUAGUAGUAGAUGUAAGGUAAUGGUAUAAAGUCAUAAGGGCACCUACUUGUAAUUCACAAACAAGUGAAAUGUUAGGCAUUUGUUCUUGGAAAAUUUUCUGUUCUGAACCCGCUGGGUGUCCUAGCAAUAUUUCUUUUCCAGUUUUUAGAAAGCAGCAAUGCUUGUACUGCUACUACAUGUAUAUAUGUAAGGUUAUCAUUUUCUUAUCUCAUUUUCUGUAGUCCACUCUUAAUAUCUUAACACUUCAUUAAGCUACGCUAUGUUUCAUUUCUUUUUCAGGUUCCAGUAAUGU